Molecule: messenger RNA, 1551 nt
Organism: Diospyros lotus (date-plum)
Lineage: Eukaryota; Viridiplantae; Streptophyta; Magnoliopsida; Ericales; Ebenaceae
Product: protein ABIL3-like
Exons: 8
Coding region: 269-1060 (263 amino acids)
Source: RefSeq, a predicted model, not a curated record
UGAACAAAAACUCACGGGCGGCUCCCAAAGUUUGUCUUUUCAUGAACGUGCCAAUGCGCCAUGGGCUUUGUCGAGAGGAGGAGAAUCUCUCUUUAAUGCCAUUUGGUUGUCCAUAGCGUUUGGUUCCUUUUCAACUCUCAUUCCCAUUCCACCAGCUGCUUCUUCCCACUCAUCAGACUCCAGACUUCUUCCCCCUUCGUUUCUGGGUACCAUUUCUCUGCAGAAUUUUUUGUGCUUAAUUAAUUCUACUUUCCAUUCCAGCGGGAAAAUGACAGACCCAGAAAUAGAAUCAUCAGUGGAUCAAAACCCAGAAGCCGAACCAGAACAUGAUGAUGCUGAUAAUGAUGAUUCCACACGCUUUAGCAAGUCUCUCCUGGAGCUUAAGGAUUUGUGUUCUCAGCUUCACUAUGCUGCUGAUCAUUGUGAAGCGUCGUUCCUGAACGCUGAACAAGAGCAGAAGAAAAUGGUAAUGGAAAGCACAAAAGAGUACUUAUGCAGCGCAGCAGUUACAGUUGUUGAUCAUCUUGGCAGUGUCUCGGCUAAUCUAGAUUACUGUCUCUCUAAGAGCGAUUCUGUUGCAGAAACAGAGUUUAGGAUUAAUGCCUUGAAGCAAAGACUUGUCACAUGCCAACAAUACAGUCACAAGCUUUCUUUAACUAGACUAUGCUGGCCAGCAAAUUUUCCAAGAUAUCACCCCCGCUAUAUAUUUCCACCAAUGCCAGAUCUUGAGAGAUCAAAAGAAAUUACAAGGGUUCCGGUUGCUCUGAAAAAGAUCAGCAAGCAUGAACUUGAGACAGAGGAAGAGGUGCCUCUUUUCUUAUUUACCUGCAACCGCAGGCCAUCUCUAAGUCUAACUAAGGAUUUAAGUGUAGACACAGAUGAACCCAGUCCGGUUUCAGUGUUGCCUGUUCGCCAUACCUUGCCCGUACUGCCUAAACCCCAGAAUCCUUCUUUUCAUUUUGAGAAAACUCGAAGGCUCAAACGCAACAUGCUAAACUGGAAACUAGUGCAUAAUAAUGACUUCUUCUCACUCAUUCGAAAAGGCAAGCGGGCUGUUUAGAUUAUCUGGAGACUGUUGUGCAGGAAUAAAAACAUCAGAGGGCUAGCAGAUCAGAAGCACGGAAGGGUAAAUAUGUUUCUUUGUUUUUGAUUGAUUUUUGAGGAAUGGUGCUCUUCCAAACCGAUGAUUCAAGUUUUCUCUAUUAGUAGGUGCUGUGCAAGUAUAACAAAUGUUAGGAUUACGAACAUCGUGUGACAUGAUGAGUCAGGCCUUUGUGGUAUAACGUGAAUAAUACAACUUGUGUGUUUGGAGAGAUUUUCAAAAGAAUGGUUGUAACUUUUCACUUGUAUGGGAAGAGAUCUAAGUCAAGGAACUAGAGGUUGUAACCUUUCAAAUUCUAUUUAUACACAUGAAUGAUUGUAACUUUUAGUAAAGGAUUGUGCCUCACUUGUUUUGAAUUUAAUUUAAGUGGUUAUAACAUUUGGCAAAGGGGUGUACCUUUGAUAAAGGGUUGUAACACACAAGAAUUAGAUACCUCCUUUUGUGAAUGG